GUUUGAAUAGACAUAAACGACAAAUCGAUGAUAAGACACCGAUAGUAUCAGAAAUCAGUUAUAAUUUGUUGACCGAAACCAAAACAGACAACAUAUCAGUGAAUAAUAGUGAGACAACAAACAUGUCAUUGAAUAUCACAACAACAACAUCACUACAUAAGUUAUCAUCAGUUAUGGCUAACAUAACUAUUACCACUGAUGGUCAUAAUAUACGAACUGAAAAUGUAUGGGUUGUUGUCUUAUCGGCCCUUUCUAUAGCAACACUGUUUUUGUUGGCAUUCUUCUGGAUUUUGUGUAUAUUUUGUAAAAUAAGGAAAACUACGACAACUGUUACUGAUUCCACAUAUGAUUCUUUACCACCAAAUGGUUUGUCACCGAAACAAAAGGAAAAGAGUGGCAAAACACAGAAAAAUCAAAAGUCGAUAUUAACUGUUAAAAAAUCAAAGAUAACUUCACCAAAAAAAUUAAAUAUUUAG
Messenger RNA from Oppia nitens, 476 nucleotides. RefSeq lists its product as uncharacterized. The coding region runs from base 123 to 476 and encodes 117 amino acids. The transcript has 4 exons. The record is from RefSeq and is a predicted model, not a curated record. Lineage: Eukaryota; Metazoa; Arthropoda; Arachnida; Sarcoptiformes; Oppiidae.